AUGCCGCCUUUUCGCAAUUUCCUCGGCCGCAAGCCUCAAUCUAAUACCGAAGGCCUCGCUGCCCUCGAUGACAAUCAUCUCUCCCCCGGAGGCCCCGCGCCGAUCCCCAUUCGGAACAGCCAUGAAGAACCCACCGAGUACAAAUUGAGUGUCGUCGACGACGGCGGAGUCUAUCUCCCGCCCUCUCCGCCGGAGAAACCCAGCUUUUGGCGCCGAUACCCAGGCUCGAAUAAAGCGUCUAACCACCGCGACCUGGUCGACGAGAAUGAGCCCUUCUCCAUAUCUCGUGAAUCGUUCGACUCAUACCGUCGAUCCUUUGAUAUCUCCGCCCGCUCACCCAUCAUUCAUGCUGAGUCGGGGCCUUCUCGGACUUCCCUUGAUUCCCGGUGCUCCCGACUGACUCCCUCGGGCACACACUCGACCAGUUUCACGAAGCCGGAUCCUAUGGAAGAAGAGACCUUCGAGGAAGUCGGUCUGAGCGACGAGGUAAAGCCCAAGAAGAAGGGAUUCCUCUCUAGAUUUGGUGAUUCAUCCAACGAUGCGCAACCGACCGCCAAGUCGUCUACGUCCUUUGGAUUCCACAUCCCCGGCCGCAAGCGCGGCCAGAGUGGUGGCGGAUCAGAACUGGGAUCUAUGAAAGUACCUCCCGCUAUCACUGCCGAGGAGCAGUAG
Messenger RNA from Penicillium salamii, 672 nucleotides. The record is from the annotation of a GenBank genome assembly. Lineage: Eukaryota; Fungi; Ascomycota; Eurotiomycetes; Eurotiales; Aspergillaceae.